AUGGAUCACAAUAUGAUGAUAGAAAAAGUGUUAACAAACAGCGAUCUGUCCAAAGCCGGUUGUUUGUAUUUAUCAAAACAUCUGACCGAGAAUAUGGAAAAGAACAUGGGAUAUACGAUACCCCGAAAUGGUGCUCAAGUGGAAAUUUUGGACAAUGACAAAUCCUACUGGGUAAACCUCAAUAAACACACAUCUGGUGGUUACCGUAUCACAUGUGGGUGGAACAAAAUCAGAGAUGCAAGAGGUCUCAAAACAGGAGAUAUCAUCCAUUUAUAUUGGAAAUCCACCAAAUUCAUUUUCUCUAUGUGCCCAUCGUCUGAAGCAGAACAAGCAUGUCAGAAAGGAGAGAACAGCUCCUCUAAUCUAUCAAUGGGAGAACAGUAA
Messenger RNA from Raphanus sativus (radish), 384 nucleotides. RefSeq names its product B3 domain-containing protein At1g08985. NCBI's taxonomy places the organism in Eukaryota, Viridiplantae, Streptophyta, Magnoliopsida, Brassicales, Brassicaceae. Gene Ontology annotation, molecular function: DNA binding. The transcript has 2 exons. The coding region runs from base 1 to 384 and encodes 127 amino acids. The record is from RefSeq and is a predicted model, not a curated record.